AAACACAAACAGCAGGGGUUCAGUCAGGUGGUCCAUAUAAUCAAACCAUCAAACCAAACCAAUUAACAUUUCUACAAAGGAGGAGACGGAGGAGGAGCCUAAACCCAUGUCGAUGAUGAUGGCAAUAAGAAGGGCUGCUUUCGCCACGGGUGGACUGAGAAGCCUUUCUACUUUCAGCCCAAAUUUCACUUUCAGAUCGCCGCCGCCGACGGUCCAACCCGAGAAGCCGCCGCCUCCGGCUGAACCCUCCACUAAUCUCUUCGUCUCAGGGCUUAGCAAACGGACCACCCCAGAAGGGCUUCAAGAAGCCUUCUCAAAGUUCGGUCAAGUGAUUCACGCUAGGGUUGUGACUGAUCGUGUAUCUGGAUACUCCAAGGGGUUUGGUUUUGUAAAAUACGUUACCACUGAGGAGGCCGCUCAGGGCAUAAAGGGUAUGGAUGGUCAGUUCUUGGAUGGGUGGGUUAUAUUUGCAGAGUAUGCCCGACCUAGAUCCCCACCUACUUGAACUCUGAAUUUCCACCAAUGACUGACUGACUGCCUGACAUACAUAACCAACCAACAGGUUCAUAAACUGUUAGAUAUAUUGGAUGGUAUGUUGAGAUUUCAGAUCAUCAUCAUCAUCACCCAAUUAAAGAUUAGAACUUGCUGCCAUAUAACCUGUUUAUAAGUUGAAGAACUAUGUCUGUCCUAGUCUUUACUUAUCACACAUUUUUGCAUUCAAUGAAUUAAAACAAUGAUUGUAUUUUCCAUAUUAUAUUUUGUAUGAUAAUCAUAUGAAAUGGAUCAUUCAAAUAUUUUAUGUAA
This is a messenger RNA of Impatiens glandulifera, 804 nucleotides long. Its product is annotated as organelle RRM domain-containing protein 2, mitochondrial-like. NCBI's taxonomy places the organism in Eukaryota, Viridiplantae, Streptophyta, Magnoliopsida, Ericales, Balsaminaceae. The record is from RefSeq and is a predicted model, not a curated record. The transcript has 4 exons. Gene Ontology annotation, cellular component: ribonucleoprotein complex. Bases 107 to 505 code for a protein of 132 amino acids. Gene Ontology annotation, molecular function: RNA binding.